GACACGAAACGGAAACAAUCCAAUCAUAAAAUGGACUCUGACUCUAUCAUAACGUCCUCAACACCAGAUGUCAGAAAAAUUUCAUUUAAAGAGAGUGAUUCAACAACGAUUUUAGAAAUGCGCCCUCUUUCGGUAACACAAAAAAAUAGCCAAGCCAUUAAACAAGUUGAUCUUCAAUCUGCGAGCACGAAGGAACGAAACAGCUCAAUUAAAUGUCCUCUGACGAAAAAGAAAAACUUCCCUACAGAAUCUGAUGUCACUUCAUACACUCGAAGUACCAAAAACUUCCACCAGGAGGUAAUAGUAAAUGGGAUGUCGUCAUCAUGCGACGGAGACUUAGAGCUACUAGAUGUAGAGGCAUUCCAAAAAGAAAAAGGUUAUUCAAGUCGAAAUAAAACAAGUCACCGGCAAAGAGCUAAAAGUCUUGGGACACUACGCCCUCUAACGGCAACAAAUGUAGAACCCUCUAGUGGUCCGUGUGUGUCGGUGAUACACAACGGAAGGACUGAUGGAGGUCAGAUAUUCCCACUGUUCCCUUACUUCAGUGUUGUUAAUGAAGAUCAGUUUUCAACAAAAUGUUCCAUCAGAAGUUCUGUGGUACCACUGUACUCUUCUUUUCCGUCUGUGAAAUGUGACAUCGUGGAGUAUUUAUGAAAUCCAAUUUCUUUUGUGAGUUUCGUGAGAAAUCGAACUUUCUAACACAACGCAACCAUUGAAUUAUUGCCGAAUAUACUACAAGCUUCAGUCAAAUUCUGGUAUAAAAAGUUCCAUCUUCAGUUAUAUCUAAUAUUCUAAAAAAAGUUUACUUUUGAAGCGAAGCUUAUCAUUAUGAAAAGUACCAUCUGCAGCGACAUCUAUUAUUACCAAAAGUUACAUCUACAGUGACAUCUAUUAUUAGCAAAAGUAUCAUCUGCAGCGACAUCUAUUAUUACCAAAAGUUACAUCUACAGUGACAUCUAUUAUUAGCAAAAGUACCAUCUGCAGCGACAUCUAUUAUUAUCAAAAGUACCAUCUGCAGCGACAUCUAUUAUUAUCAAAAGUUCCAUCUGCAGCGACAUCUAUUAUUAUCAAAAGUACCAUCUGCAGCGACAUCUAUUAUUAUCAAAAGUUCCAUCUGCAGCGACAUCUAUUAUUACCAAAAGUUACAUCUACAGUGACAUCUAUUAAUUUCGCGUUUAUAUUUCUCCUACUCUCUACGUGUGUUUGUAAUAUCAGAUUGUCUGAUUUUGUCCAUACAUGGCGAGUUUGUUCAUGCUCUGACUUUCGUUUUCUGUGUUAACGCUGGUUUUAGUUUGACGAACCAAGUAUUUGGCCAGACAAAAAAAGAAUGACGGAAACGUUCUAAUAAGUAGGUACGAAACGUAGAGCUCGGGACAGUUGUUGUUUAACCGAGAAACGACGUGCGGAACUUGAUGUAACACAAAAACAAGCAUUCCUUCACUGAUGACUGAUUACAGAAAGUAAGAAGGACACAUGCCAAGUCUUUCAAAUUACUGAACUCAAAGCGUUCGUUAUUAAAAACACGAAUUUUUACUGUGUUGUGAUUUUAAUGGUCUUGCCGAAAGAAUGUUUUAUAAUUUCUUUGCCAACUGUAACCUUUCUGUAUAAGAAGUCA
Limulus polyphemus (Atlantic horseshoe crab) is the source of this 1615-nucleotide messenger RNA. RefSeq lists its product as uncharacterized. Lineage: Eukaryota; Metazoa; Arthropoda; Merostomata; Xiphosura; Limulidae. The record is from RefSeq and is a predicted model, not a curated record. The transcript has 2 exons. The coding region runs from base 31 to 654 and encodes 207 amino acids.